This is a messenger RNA of Castor canadensis (American beaver), 1339 nucleotides long. RefSeq names its product RAD9-HUS1-RAD1 interacting nuclear orphan 1 (gene Rhno1). Gene Ontology annotation, cellular component: chromosome; nucleus. The record is from RefSeq and is a predicted model, not a curated record. Gene Ontology annotation, biological process: DNA damage checkpoint signaling; recombinational repair; cellular response to ionizing radiation. NCBI's taxonomy places the organism in Eukaryota, Metazoa, Chordata, Mammalia, Rodentia, Castoridae.
GAAGGCCCGGUGUCGGGAGAGGAGAGGCUAGCCGGGACGCCGGCGGGCAUGGGUUGGAUUUGGAGCCUCUCCUUCAACCCGAAGGCAACCAGCAUCAUGCAGUUACUAACUGAUUGGCAUUUACCUAUUGAUGCCUCCCAAAAAAAGACCUCAACAAAGGUCCCUGAAAGCCAAGCUGCUAUUCCAUCAACAACCACUGGAGGGCCCCAAGCACCCCUGUGUAUUGCCACAACAUCCCAUCACCCACACUCUACAAGUGCCCAGCAAGACCAUUGACCACAGCACCAUCACUUCCUGGGUAACACCUCAGUUUGACACCACAGCAGAAAACAGACUCCUGGCCCCUCAGAAACAUCAUCACCGAGACCGUCCAAAACAUUCAAGUCGAAAAUCUACCCGCAAGUUUCCACAUCUAGCCUUUGAAAGACCACAGUCUUCUAGUUCCAAUCAGUCAGAAAAGAACAUUUCCAGAAGAAGGCCUUUAGUUCCAGUGCUCAGUCCCCAGAGCUGUGGGGACCUGUCAGUACAUGCCCUUCAAAGCUUACCUUAUGUGUGCACACCACCUGAUAUUCAGACCCCAGAAUCAUCUGUGAAAGACAACACCAUACCCCCAGAUCAGCGAGAAAACAGCCUUCCACGCUGUAUCCUUCACACAGGAACAACCAAGAGCCCUGAGCCUGGGCCUGUUCUGGUUAAAGACACCCCUGAGGACAAGUAUGGGAUAAAGGUCACGUGGAGGAGGCGAAGGCACCUGUUUGCCCAUCUCAAGGAGAAAGGGAAACUGAGCAGAAGCCAGUUCCUUGCGAAAAGCUGACUGGUUGCUCAGACAUCAGCCUUAUCAGCAGUCUCAAAAAGAUCUCUUGCUGAUUUUUGUAGAGUUGCUAAAGUUACUUUUCUGGCUCAUAAGAUAGCAUAUUGAAAAAGUAAAACUGGAAUAACAUCAAAAGGAAAAAGGUUUAACUAGAGCCCUAGAAUUGUAAGGGAAUCUACUUCCCAGGUUUGCUUUUUAAAGUACUUUGUGUCAUAAACAAUUGAGGUUAAUGUCAUGAACUGUUUGCUUCCUAUUUUUCUUGCAUUAACUGUUUAAAAAUCUCCAAUAUCUUGUAGUGUUUAAGAUGUAUGUAAAUAAAUAGUUGCAGAAAGUUUUUAGAGAAACCUACUUCUGUCAGGAUGUAGUUUGUUCCUUUACUCAUCUUACCUUUUGAAAUAAUUUUUACUGUGGUUGGAUCCCUAGGUAGGGCCAAUUUGAUACAACAGUUGAUUUUUUUUUGUGGUACUGGGGCUUGAACUGAGGCCUACACCUUGAGCCACUCCACCAGCCUCUUUUUUGUGAUGUGUU